AGCAGUGUGUGUAUAUAAACUGCUGUUGAAGUCGAGUCCGAUCAUCAUCUGACCCGAUCAGACGAACUUCUCUCCAUCUGAAAGUGACCUCAGUGAAAACUUUGACCUUUGACCUUUUGCCAUCAUGGCUCUUCGAACCAAUACAUCCUACAGGGGGCGCUACAACGGGCCGGUGCCAACCUCCAACCUUCUGAACGAUGCCGAGGAUUUUCCAGUAUUUGAACCUUUUGAAGGUGGUUCUGGUGCAGAAGUCGCUCCCAGAUCAUAUGCACCUGGGCAAGGGUCUCUGUCGGUGGUGGACGGUGGUGUCGACAUGUGUCAGCAGGUAAACGAGCCCAACCACCAAACAGCUGCCUAUGACACCCCCUGCCUGGUGGUCCGACGCGGUCAGGAGUUCUUGAUGCGCGUCACCUUCAACCGACAGCUGGCUGAAGGAGACGACUUCCAGGUCGAGUUCCUGAUUGGCUCCAACCCGUCAGCCAGUAAGGGCUCGAUGAUGGUGGUGACCUUUGGCUCCCGUCCUGGUGGUGGAUGGGCGGGGAAGAUUCUGGACAUGCAGGACACGACGGUGACACUGAGCAUCACGCCCACAGCCGACGCCAUCGUGGGGAAGUAUCGUACUUAUGUCGCCAUAGACGCCGGCAGCGGCAUGCAGCGCACUGCGAGGGACGCCAACACCGACCUGUACAUGCUGUUCAACGCCUGGUGUCCAGAGGACGCUGUGUUUCUGCCUGAUGAAUCAGGACGGAGGGAGUACGUCCUCAAUGACUACGGAGUGAUCUUCCAGGGUUCAGUUGGAGCUGUAUCAUCCCGAGGCUGGAUGUAUGGACAGUUUGAGCAAGGUAUUUUGGAUGCCUGUAUUUACAUCCUGGAUUCAUCUCAGAUGCCCAUCUAUGAUCGUGGCAACGCCAUCAAACUGGUCAGGAAGGGAUCUGCUAUGAUCAACUCUCAGGACGAUAACGGUGUGCUGGUGGGGAACUGGAGUGACGACUACUCGAUGGGCACCGCCCCGACGCUGUGGACGGGCAGCGUGAAGAUCCUGCUGGAGUACGCCAACACCGGUGUCCCUGUCUGCUUCGCCCAGUGCUGGGUGUUCGCUGGAGUCUUUAACACCUUCCUGCGUUGCCUCGGCAUCCCUUCAAGGGUCAUCACCAACUUCAGCUCAGCUCAUGACAACACGGGCAACCUGAAGACCGACCUCAUCUUCAAGCCUGAUGGCACGCCGGACAGACGCAACACCAGGGACUCCAUCUGGAACUACCACUGCUGGAACGAGGUGUACAUGGUACGUCCUGACCUGCCGCCCGGUCUCGAAGGAUGGCAGGUGGUGGACGCCACGCCCCAGGAGACUAGUGAUGGACAUUUUCGCUGUGGUCCGGCCUCGAUCGCUGCCAUCAAGGAAGGUCUGCUGUGCCACCCGUUUGAUUCUGGCUUCGUGUUCGCAGAGGUGAACAGUGACGUGGUCUUCCAUAAGAGGGAUCGCUACGGGACUCUGACUCCGUACAGGGUGGAAAAGGCUGUGAUUGGACAGUCUAUUUGCACCAAGGCUGUAGGCAGCGAUGCAGUACAAGACAUCACACACACCUACAAGUACCCUGAAGGUAGCGCACAAGACAGCCAAGUUAUGGCCCGAGCAGAGGAAUACGGCUGUCAGAGGGAUCACUCUGAGCUGUCCGAUGGCGAGGUGACAGUCACCGUCAACUGUGAACAGGUCGCGAUGGGUCAGGACGUGAACCUGAUCGUGGAUUUCCAGAACCUCGGGGAACUUCCCAAAACGGUCCAAGCUCACCUGGCCGGGUCGGUCGUCUUCUACACUGGAAUCACAGCCAAUCAACUCCAAGACAAGGACUUCACUGUCACUGUGCCAGCCCAGCAGACGGAGCGUGUGAUAUUGAAGACCACAGCUCAGGAGUACCUGCCUCGCCUGGGUGCUCAGCAGUGCCUGCACUUCAUUUUGACUGGGCAGUAUGACGACCAAUCAUUGAGCGCCAUCAAGUUGGUCGACCUGCUGGCACCGGCCCUCACCCUCGAGGUGAGCGGCCGGCCUCAGGUGCAGCAGGAGAUGUUUGUGACCGUUUCCUUCACCAACCCCUUCAACUUCCCUCUGCAGAACGUCGGCCUGGCCAUGGAAGGAUCUGGACUCAUGAACUACAGGACACGUUACUACAGUGGCAUUGAUCCUCAGGCUAAGAUCUCCUGGAAAGAGUCGUUCUACCCUCGUCUUUGGGGAACCAGACGCCUCUGGGCGGUGAUGGCCUGCAGCAACCUGCAUCAGGUGUUUGGACAGGCUGAUAUCGAAAUCAGUUCCUGAGAGGAUUGGUUCACAGAGUUGUGACCCCGCCCACCAUGUCUCCACCAAUCACAGCAGCUUCAGGCGGAGUGGGCGGAGCCAAGAAUCAGCGCAAAAUGACUUCUUUGUUGAAUUGUUUGCUUGUUUGACUUCAUGUACACAACAGCAGAAAAUCUAAUUUCUAAAUAGUUUAAAUAGUUUAAAAUCAGCACCGACAGUUUAGCGAGUUUAGUGAGGGGGCUAAAGGGUCAAAGGUCACAGCAUUCUUUAAGUAUUUGACACUAGAACAACUGCAUAGAAGAAAUAAGAUCUUUGCAAGUCAUUAGGUACUUUUCUAAUCAGGGAAAUUUGAGGAAUUAGAGUAAAACGUGAAAAUCAUAUUUAAGAUUCACAAAACACGUUGAUAUCAAAGAGCAAACUGGAAACAUAAGAAAACUUUUUUUUUUUAAAGCAACAAACAUUUGGUUUCAGUGUAAACAGACACAUUAUUCCAGUUACUAUGAGUUUUACAUUGAAAUUCAGUUUUAAGUCUGGCUGUAAUCUGACUCACAUCUGAUUUUUAGUGCAUGAAAAAUAACCUGAUGAUGCACUUUCUGCCGAUAUAUCAGCCUCCGCUCUUCUGGUUUCAAACUUUUCACCAAAUUUUGCAAGAAAAAAUAAUAUAAGAUCAGCUGAGUAGUCUCUCCUGGUCCAACACUAGCUUCUAUUUCCAAACAAGACAAAACUAAACCAGUGCAACGUGAAAAUACAAAAUAACUAAAUACAACAUUUACAUAUUUGUGUCUCAAGCGGUAAACAGCAAACUGUAGAUGACAAUUUGUCUCCCAAAAUGAAUCUAGAUUUAAACAAAUUGAGGUUUAUGUCAGGAUGUUUUAAUUUUAUAUCGAUGGUUUAGUCACAUAUUGACAAAAUCUCUACUUUUUACAAAAAAUUGAGUCAUUAAAAAAGCUAAAUUUGGACUCAGACAAAAAGCAGAAGUCAGAUCAGUCAGAGUGAGUUUGACAGCAGAUCUCCUGCGUCAGAUCUCUUCUCUGACAGAAUGAGUCAUUAUAAAAUAUUAAUCAAUCAUAAUACCUGUCGAUCAAUAGACGCCACCGUCAGUGAGGCAGAGCUGACAGUGACGAGGCCCGGCGGAGCCGUCAGACUCAGUUUGACGACGGACGGCGACGACACGAAGAAAAAAUGUUUAAUUUCUGUCUGUUUUUGGAUAAAAUCAAAUGUGAUUGUCACCUAUUUUUUCUUUGC
This is a messenger RNA of Thunnus maccoyii (southern bluefin tuna), 3535 nucleotides long. Its product is annotated as coagulation factor XIII A chain-like. The record is from RefSeq and is a predicted model, not a curated record. NCBI's taxonomy places the organism in Eukaryota, Metazoa, Chordata, Actinopteri, Scombriformes, Scombridae. Gene Ontology annotation, molecular function: protein-glutamine gamma-glutamyltransferase activity. The transcript has 18 exons. The coding region runs from base 125 to 2311 and encodes 728 amino acids. Gene Ontology annotation, biological process: blood coagulation, fibrin clot formation; peptide cross-linking.